GUCAAUGUUGCUGCCCUUCACUUCUUCAUUGUCUGCUGCUGGAAGCGUCGCUCCUUCGCCUGUUUCCCCCGUUUCUUCCUUAGAGAGAAGCCCUUUCCCCGAGAGAGAAAUUUUAUGAAUAAGCAUCAGAAGCCGGUGCUAACAGGCCAACGGUUCAAAACUAGGAAGAGGGAUGAAAAGGAGAAAUUUGAACCCACGGUUUUCCGGGAUACAAUCGUCCAAGGUCUCAACGAAGCUGGUGAUGACUUGGAAGCUGUAGCCAAAUUUCUGGAUGGAACAGGCUCAAGGCUAGAUUAUCGCCGCUAUGCCGACACACUCUUUGACAUCUUAAUAGCUGGCAGCAUGCUAGCCCCGGGAGGGACAAGAAUAGACGAUAAUGACAAGACUAAGAUGACCAAUCACUGUGUGUUUUCCGCACAAGAAGAUCACGAUGCCCUCCGACAUUAUGCUCAGGUCUUCAAUAAACUCAUCAGGAGAUACAAAUAUUUGGAAAAAGCAUUUGAAGAUGAAAUUAAAAAGCUCCUGUUAUUCCUUAAAGCCUUUUCUGAAACGGAGCAGACAAAGUUGGCAAUGCUCACCGGAAUCUUGCUAGCCAACGGGACACUUCCUGCUACCAUUUUAACAAGCCUUUUCACUGACAAUAUUGUCAAAGAAGGUAUUGCAGCUUCUUUUGCUGUCAAGCUUUUUAAAGCUUGGAUGCUAGAAAAAGAUGCCAAUUCAGUUACCUCCUCAUUAAGAAAAGCGAACUUAGACAAGAGGUUGCUAGAACUGUUUCCUCCCAACCGGCAGAAUGUGGAGCAUUUUGCCAAGUACUUCACUGAUGCUGGACUCAAAGAGCUUUCAGAUUUCCUCCGAGUUCAACAGUCACUGGGGACGAGGAAAGAGCUGCAAAAGGAACUCCAGGAGCGCCUUUCUCAGGAAUGCCCCAUUAAAGAGAUGGUGCUUUACGUGAAAGAAGAAAUGAAGAGGAACGAUCUUGCAGAACCAGCAGUGAUUGGACUCCUCUGGACCUGUAUAAUGAAUGCUGUUGAAUGGAACAAGAAAGAAGAGUUGGUUGCUGAGCAGGCACUUAAACAUUUGAAGCAAUAUGCACCUUUGCUGGCUGUUUUCAGCACCCAGGGCCAGUCAGAGUUGAUUCUUCUUCAGAAGGUUCAGGAAUACUGCUAUGAUAACAUCCACUUUAUGAAAGCCUUUCAGAAGAUUGUGGUGCUCUUUUAUAAAGCGGAUGUCCUAAGUGAAGAGGCCAUCUUGAAAUGGUAUAAAGAGGCACAUCUUGCCAAAGGCAAAAGCGUUUUCCUUGACCAGAUGAAGAAGUUUGUUGAGUGGCUGCAGAAUGCUGAGGAAGAAUCUGAAUCUGAAGGGGAAGAAAACCAAGAUGGCUGAAUGAAGCACAAAACUAAAAUUACAGCCAAUUGCGUCUUGGGGGGAUUUUGUACCGUUCACGCAAAGGACUCUUACUUCAGUGUCAUACCGAAAACUUUAGCCUAGGCUUUCCUUUUGUUUAGAAGAAUAAAAUGUGGAGCCCUAAGAUGUUAGAUGCUGUACUUGAAACUCUCCAUCUGGCACGCUGUACACUAAUGUAGGCCAGGGGCAUUCAGCAAGGAGACAUAUAGCAGAACAGAACUAAAUUACUUAAGGACUCCUUUUUAUUAGCGUCUUUCAGGUACUUUGGUGUCCGUCCAUAGGGUUGUUCGAUUUGUGCGUGUAGCUCAACAUUUGCUUGUGUAUGUGAUUUGACAUGGCCACAUUUUUUGGAAUUAAAUGGCUUUUAUAUCUUAA
This is a messenger RNA of Anolis sagrei ordinatus, 1779 nucleotides long. RefSeq names its product basic leucine zipper and W2 domains 2 (gene BZW2). Gene Ontology annotation, molecular function: protein binding. Gene Ontology annotation, cellular component: cytoplasm; membrane. Lineage: Eukaryota; Metazoa; Chordata; Lepidosauria; Squamata; Anolidae. The record is from RefSeq and is a predicted model, not a curated record.